UGGCAUAAGAUGGACCAUCUAGAAUUUGAGUAGGGAAAAUAAAAAAUACAGGAAGGUAGUAGGUGAGAACAUUUCCUAAUAUUGUUAGGAGAUUGGCAAAGGAAGCGCAAUCUGCUUGACGAUUUGGACCUGCCAUCUAGUGGAAGGAAGUGAACCUUACCAUGAUUAUGUGUGUGGGAUCUCAUGCAACUUUAUUGACUUUGUAGGAAGUGGAUGCACUGCUUAGUGAAAAUGAAAUGCUUCAGGGAAAACUGCAUAGCCAAGAGGAUGACUUCAGGCUGCAAAAUAGCACUCUCAUGCAGGAGCUCUCCAAGCUGUGCUCGCAGCUUGAGCAGUUGGAGAAGGAUAAUCAGAUUCUUCGGGAAGGGAAGACAGCAGUAGCCGGUGAAGGGUCGUUCCCAGCCAGCUCCGUGGAUGGCGAGCUGUUAAGGCUACAGGCAGAGAAUUCUGCCCUGCAGAAGAACAUGGCAGCUUUACAGGAGCGCUAUGAGAAAGAAGUGGCCCGGCAAGCAGAAAACCGAGGUGGCGGGAAAGGUGAUGGUUCUCCGGAUUCUUGUCCCGCUAUGCCAGAGACGACUUCAGAACAGCCGGCAUUUGACAGCGACAGUAGCAGUGCCAUUUCCCAGCAGCUUCUCUCAGAGGUGGAACUGAAACUGCAGACCGAGAGGGAGGAAAAAAUAUUGCUGAAGGAGCAGCUGCAGAGUCUCGAGGCAUCCAAGACAACGGAGACCUCCCGCCUGCAGCAAGAGCUCUCCAAGUUUGUGGAGAAGCUUAAGAAGAAGCAAGAGAGCUUUGUGCGGCUUCAGACAGAAAAAGAAGCUCUCUACAAUGACAGCAGGACCAAAAUUGAGGAGAUCCAACAGCGGAAGGAAGAGGAGCUCAAAUCUCUGCAAGUUCGUAAUCAGAAGCUGCAGCAGGAGCUCCAGACCACAAACCAGGGCUUCUUGGAAUUAAAGGACCAAUUGCAGAGUUGUCAAAAAGAAAAUGAAUUGGCCCUUCAGACUCUGCAGGACCAGGUUGCGUGCCAAAGUGCGGAGAGCCAGGAACAGGUUGAGACCAUUCUGUCUGAAAAUGAUGCUCUGAGAACCAACCUUGCAGCAUUAGAACAGAUCCAGACAUCUAAGACUCAAGAAAUGAAUCUGAUGCGAGAACAGGUGGCAGCAUUGGGAGACGAGCUGCAGCAGCGUCUGAAUGAGAAGGAGGCGUUGGCUGCCCAGUGGGAUGACCUCAACACACAGUUGCAGGAGUCACUCCGGGGCAAUGCUCGUCUUAUGGAGCAAGUUCAAGAACUUGGGCAGGAAAAAGAGAGAUUAUUACAAGAGCUUGAUGAAGUAAGGAAGACAGCAGAGAAACGCAAGGCCAUGCUAGAUGAGAUGGCCAUUGAGACCCAGCAAGAAAAGGGGCGCCACAAGGAAGAGCUCGGUAACCUCCGUCUGCAGCACGAGAAAGAGAUGCUGGCUGUGAGAGCGCGCUAUGAGCGGGAGCUGCGGGAGCUGCAUGAGCACAAGAAACGACAAGAGGACGAGCUGCGUGGCCAGCUCAAGGAGGAGAAGGCUCGUAGCCAAGAACUGGAAUCCAUGCAACAAACUGUGGAGGAGCUACGGCUCCAGAUCCAAUCCAUGGAUGGCACCAAGGGCUGGUUCGAACGGCGGCUUAAAGAGGCAGAGGAGUCGAUAGAGAAGCACCAGCAGGAACACAUGGAGGACCUGAGAAUCUGCAAAGAGCAGCAUGCAGCUGAUUUACAGUUAAAAGACCAAGAGGUGGAAGCAACUAAGGAGAAACUGCGAGAGAUUGAAAAAGCCAGGAAUGAGCACAUGGACACAGUCAACCGGCUGAAGCAGGAAGUGAAGGACACAGUAGAUGGGCAACGGAUCCUGGAGAAGAAAGGGAAUGCAGCACUGAAGGACCUCAAAAGACAGCUUCAUCUGGAAAGGAAGCGAGCAGAUAAACUUCAAGAGCGCCUGCAGGAGAUCUUGACCAACAGCAAGAGUAGGACAGGGAUCGAGGAUCUUGUCCUGGCAGACAUCAGUUCCCCCAGUCGGACUCAGACGGGAGACAGUAGCAGCAUCUCAUCCUUCAGCUACCGUGAAAUCAUGAAGGAAGGGUCCGGGGCUGGCAGUAACAAGUCAACCACAGGAAGCCCACAGUCACAGUCGCAACCUCCACGGCCAGCCGACCUUUCAGAUGAGGAGAUCUCAGAACUGUUCCAGCGGCUGGCAGAGGUUCAGCAGGAGAAGUGGCUGUUGGAGGAGAAGGUGAAGCACCUUGAAGUCAGCAGUGCCUCCAUGGCUGAGGACCUAUGCAGGAAGAGUGCCAUAAUUGAGACCUAUGUGAUGGACAGCCGCAUUGAUGUGUCUGGAGCUCAUGGGCAGGUUGAUCGAAGUAGCCUAAGUAGUGUCCUGCGAGACCUGGUGAAACCAGGAGAUGAGAACCUGCGUGAGAUGAACAAGAAGCUACAGAACAUGCUGGAGGAGCAGCUCACCAAAAACAUGCACUUACAGAAGGAUUUGGAGGUCCUUUCCCAGGAGAUCGUCCGUCUUAGCAAAGAGUGUGUCCCGUCCCCUGAUGCUGAAUCUGGCUUGGAUGAUGCUGUCUGAGCUCACUUCCACCUGUGAUGCCGUCCUCCAUGCUUGGCCCUUGGCUGCGCUGCUGGUGUGUGUGUGGGGCGGGUUGGGGAAGAGAUAUUGGAACUUUCUGCCUCCCCUCUCUCUAGUCAGUCCAUUUUUUUCGACUGUAUCGGAAGGGGCAGGCACUUAACCCAGCUACUCUUUCCCUCUUAAUGGCGCACAAACAGCAGUUUCUCCCCUCAUCACUGUUCUACUCAGGCCUUCCCCCAAACAGUUUGAUUUCUUUUGAAUCAUGCACCUACUGAUUAUGCUGCCUGCCUCUUUGUGGACCUGCCUUUGCUGCCCCGUAGGAAGCCCUGGCAGCAGUAGUUUGUCUGCAGGUGGCACAUUUUUUAAAGUUGCAUGGCCAACUGCAGCUUUAUUUUUGAGGUUGCCAGUUUUGAAACUGCCUCCCUCCUUCUGAGGUUGUAAUUCCUGGUCCAGAGGAGUUGCCCCAUAGAGGAGGAGGAGGUGUUCCUGCCAUAAUAAAGCUCCAUAAUCCGUUCUCAAUGUAUAGCAGUCCAGGGAGUAAAGUUCAGUUUCCUUAAAAACCUCUCUCCCUGCAUUCUACUCCGCAAGCUGCAUUUGUGAUUCUGUAGCUCCUUCUGCAUCAUAGUCAUACCACCUCCCUCAUUUUGCAUGUUUGGUCAGUUCUGAAACUCCCUGUUUCAAAUAUAUAUUUCCUCUGAUUCCCUCCCUCUCCACAGCAGGAUGGAGCCCAAGUGGUACAACCCAAAAGCACUUGUACUAGGUUGCAGCUGGGCCCUUUUCCCAGUAAUAGAGGUGGCGCAAAGGCAACAUGUUUAUUUAACACAUCAGUGACUUGUACGAAGCUGUAAUUGUUGAGUAACUGAUAAUGCAAAGAAUGGUUAAGGGUUGUUUUUUUGGGAGGGGGGAGUGGCUUUUACUCUGUGUGUGGAUGUUGUUUUAAAAUGAGUAGUUCUGAAUUGGGUACUGUGUUAGUAGACAUAAACUGAAGAGGUCUCUUCCCAAGGCCAAGGUCAUAUUCCAUCUUCCCAUCCUUUUUCUAAGUCCAGGGUAGGCAAAGGAUAGCUCUGGGCCUAAUUUCAAACCAGGCAGUUCAGAGCUCUGGCAGACAUGGUGCUGCUCUUCGUUGAUAACUUGCUGGAUAGGAAGAAAAAGAGGUGUUUGGUGGGGAAGAGAGAGAAACGGAGCUUCCACCCAUUUGGGGCUCUGACUUGAUGUCAGCUUGGCCCUAGGCUUCCAUUAUGAUCCACCAAAGACUACACCUAAUGAAGACAUGCUGAUUUACCUCAGCGGGUAAAAGACUGCCCAUCCCCUGCUCUGGGUCCUUGACCAGAUUCAGCCACACAGUCUCUGCCACCUCCUGUUCAUUGUAGCUCUUAGCUCUCCCUAAUCCCCUGUUGCUUUGUGUGAAGAAAGAGGGCUGAUGAUUGGAGCUCAGAAAGUGAAUCUCUGCUUGCUGGUAGAGCAUUUCAGAAAAGAUUGGGAUCCUGCUAAUUCUACUGUUUGGCCAGUCCUUUGACAUACUACUCAGUGCUAAUCCAGCAUUUUGGAGGGUGGGAGGAGAGCUUAGGAAAUAACAUUUGGCCUUUUGGGGGGGGGGGUUGGCAAAAAAGACUUUCCUGUGCAGUUUCUCAUCCUCAGGUGCUCCAUACAAAGGAAGCUUUGAUGGUACUAAGGGGGACAGCUGGUGGGGAGAUGAAUUCCUUCCUGUGACCACAGUAAAUGACAUGGAUUCAUUUUCUCAGCAUUUAUUUAAGAAGAAACUUAGUUUUUGUUAGACCUCAUUGCAACAAGCAAAUCAAUCCAAACAUUCAAAAAUAUUUUACUCAGACUUCACCCCUUAAGUUCUUGGGCCUUUAAUUGGCCUUUAAUUGGUGGGGAAACAAUCUGUGAUCUUCCUGCUAUUGUUAACUACAGCUCCCAGCAUCCCUCACUAUUAGACAUGCUGGCAGAGGCUGCUGAAAGUUUACUGGUGUUUGAUAAUGGAGAAGUUCUGAGUACUCAGCAAUGUGCAUGAAUGAAUCACACUCAGUCACUCUGCUAUGAGAAAGUAGUUUAUUUCAUUUCAACAUUUUUCAAAUUCACGUUUUUUAUAUUUAUUCAAAUGCUGGGUGACAAGAGGCAUAAGGUGUAAAGGAACAUAUAGUUGUUUCUUAUCAGCAAGGUCUUGAAUCUGAAACCAAGACCAGGGCUAUGAAUCAAGAGUCUCUGUCUGUAUAGAUGAUUGUGCCAAAGCCCAUCCUUACACUGUUAGUUUUAGAAAAACAUUUUGCUUUCAAUGAGUUUUCUCUUCAACUUACCAGAUUACAAAUGAAAGAUUCAAGAAAGUAGCAAUUUAGGGAGAAGGAAAGAGGUUGCACAAAGCUAUAUAUCCUUGACUGAAGAUUUUGUUUUUUUAAAUUACAGCAAUUAUUCUCAAUGCUUCCCGACUAGAUAGAAUCUUUGCUCAAGUUGGACUGGUAAAACAAAAAGAGCCAUUUUCUGAAUGAAACAAAAAUAUAUUCUCCUACCUGCCUAUUUACCCAAAACCCCAGUGCAAUUUGUUCUUAAAGUACAGGCAGUCCUCUGUUAACAACUGUCCUGUUUAACAACUGUUUAAAGAUACAAUGGUCCUAAAAAAGAAACUUUAUGACAUAGUAAUGACGCUUGAAAAAUAACUUUAUGACUGAUCCUCAAGCUUAUGACAGAGUGACUUACAAGUGUUGCAGUAUCCCUACAGUCACAUGAUCACAAUUUGGGUACUUUGCAACCGGUGUGCAUUUAUGAUUGUUGCAGUACCCCAUUGCCACAUGAUAGCCAUUUUGAUACAUAUGCAAAAAAUUAUAUAUAUAUAUAAUUUUAAACAGAAUUAUAAGCUAAUACAAACUAAAAUAGAGUGAAAGAGAAAAAAGACAAAGAAAAAUUAAAAAUGUAAAAAGAAAAAGUAACAGAAAAAUAGAAAAGAAAGCAAGAAAAUAUAAAAGUGUGGCUUCCAAUCUUCUUUAUAGCAGUAUAAGUAGAAUUAUAAAUUGACCUCUCUCUAAAGUUAAAUCAUGACUGUCUUCUUUUAUAUCUAGUCAUCAAACCACACAUUAUAAGUUUUUUUCUUUUUUACACACAAAGUCCAUAAGAGGUUUCUAUUCACCAAUAAAUGUAGAUACUGCCUUUAAUCAAACAAUUCAAUUUGGCCAUUUCAACAAAUUAUGUCAUUUUCAUCAACCAUUCCUCUGUCAGAAGUGUUGCAUUUACACUUUUGUAGUACAAUAAUCUUGCUGCAUAUAUAAAAUGCAGCAGUGUUCCAUGACUUUUUUCCAACUGCUUUUCCCUCAGUUCCAAGAAGAAAAGUUCUGAUUUCAGUUGAAUGCUAAUCUUUGAAAUCUUCUGAAUCGCUAUAUUUGAACACAACUUUUUCUAGCUUUUUUGCGUGUCUACCAAAUGUGCUUAUAUUCACAUUUCCAACCUAAAUUUGAAAUACCUUUAUACUUUCUGACAAAGUCAGUGGAGAAGCCAGUGGUGAAAUCACAAGUCAUGUGAUGUCUCACUUAACCACAUCGUUGACAGAGUUGCCAAUCUCAUUUAGCAUGGUCAUUAAAUUAACCUGUAUAUUUCAGGCUCUUUUCAGCCAUAAGUUUUGGUUUUCAGAUGAUGAAAUUGAGGAGCCUGAAUUUCUCUGAUAAGUGUUUCCUUGUCUUUUUCCCCCACUGCUUACAACACCCCCGAGCUUCUAAAUAAAACUGGGUUUUUGAUCUGGGGGAACAACAAUGAAAUAUUUAUCCAUGCAUCAGGAACUCAGUGACAUCCCAAUGAGUGGGUGUUGCCAGCUGCAGUGAUGAUGCAAAUUGUAGUCAUCAGUCCUGGUUGCAUGCUUUUUCCCUCUGCUAAUGGCCCCCUCCCCAUGUAACUAUUGGGGUCUGAUUAAAAUACAGAUACACGUAUAAAUAGUCUCUCCCUAA
Crotalus tigris (Tiger rattlesnake) is the source of this 6526-nucleotide messenger RNA. Its product is annotated as GRIP1-associated protein 1-like. NCBI's taxonomy places the organism in Eukaryota, Metazoa, Chordata, Lepidosauria, Squamata, Viperidae. Gene Ontology annotation, biological process: regulation of recycling endosome localization within postsynapse; regulation of modification of synaptic structure; regulation of neurotransmitter receptor transport, endosome to postsynaptic membrane. The record is from RefSeq and is a predicted model, not a curated record. The coding region runs from base 237 to 2597 and encodes 786 amino acids. Gene Ontology annotation, cellular component: postsynaptic recycling endosome; extrinsic component of postsynaptic early endosome membrane; glutamatergic synapse. The transcript has 22 exons.